UGCUGCCUAAUUGCCCCACUGUUUCAUGACUCACUUCUCACAUCAUCGCUCUUCAUGUCUCAAACAUUGACCGCUUUAUCGAACUCGAACAUCACAACUCAUUCAGCGUCAAAUUUACCUUCCUCACCUCAUCACCUUUUCACCACCUUGCAUCAAAAAAUCAGAACCGCCAAAAUGGAAGCCCUCCUCACCGACCCCCUCAUCAUCUCCGUAACCUCCUACGUAAAAGACUACAUGAGAAACUACGACGCCUCCCACGACUUUGACCACAUCCAACGCGUCCUCUCCCUCUCCCACCACAUCUACGCCCACACCCCCCCUCAGCAACAACCCCUAGACCUAAAAGCAAUCCACCUCUCCGCCCUGCUCCACGACGUCGGGGACCGCAAAUACCUCCUCCCAAACCAAGACCCAACAACCCUCAUAUCAACAACCCUCCUCUCCCUCUCCUGCCCCCCCUCCCUCGCCCAAAAAGUCCAAGAAAUCUGCCUCGCAGUCUCCUACUCCACCGAAGUCAAAAACCCCUCCCAUGUGCAGUCCAUCCUCGCCAAACACCCCGAGUUGGGGGUCGUGCAAGACGCCGACCGGCUCGACGCCAUCGGAGCGGUGGGGAUAGCACGGAUGUUCACCUUUGGCGGGGCCAAAGGCUCCCGCUCGCUGCAGGCGAGCGUGGAUCAUAUUGAUGAGAAGUUGGUCAAGUUGGAGGGGAUGAUGAAGACUGCUGAGGGGAGGAGGCUGGCAGGGGAGAGGACGGAGAGGUUGAGACGGUUUCGGGCGGAGUGGGAGGAGGAGGUGGGGUUUGUGGAAAAGUUGAGGUUGAGUAAGGGGGAGGAGAAGUAG
Molecule: messenger RNA, 840 nt
Organism: Podospora bellae-mahoneyi
Lineage: Eukaryota; Fungi; Ascomycota; Sordariomycetes; Sordariales; Podosporaceae
Exons: 3
Coding region: 55-840 (261 amino acids)
Source: RefSeq, a predicted model, not a curated record